Molecule: messenger RNA, 1137 nt
Organism: Penicillium soppii
Lineage: Eukaryota; Fungi; Ascomycota; Eurotiomycetes; Eurotiales; Aspergillaceae
Product: CaiB/BaiF CoA transferase family protein
Exons: 2
Coding region: 1-1137 (378 amino acids)
Molecular function (GO): catalytic activity
Source: RefSeq, a predicted model, not a curated record
AUGUCUGCUCCAUUGAAGGGAAUUAAAGUGAUUGAGCUAGCUGGGCUAGCUCCAGGCCCAUUUGCCGGUCUCCUGCUAGCCGACUACGGCGCUUCAGUCCUACGCAUCGACCGACCCUCAGCAGUGAGUGCAGACCAACUAACACGGAACAAAACAUCAAUCACUCUAGACUUGCGCGAUGCCAGCUCACGCAAUGUCCUCCUCCGUCUCCUCACCGCAGCAGACGUGCUAAUCGACCCCUUCCGCCCCGGCGUCCUCGAACGCCUCGGCCUAUCCCCGACAGAGGUCCUCCUAAAGCACAAUCCACGUCUUAUAGUCGCGCGAAUGACGGGCUUCCGUCGCGAUGGCAAGUACAAGGACAUGGCUGGCCACGACAUCAAUUACAUUGCCGUAUCAGGCGUACUCUCCAUGUUGGGUCGAGCAGGCGAAAAGCCCUACGCGCCAGGUAACAUCUUAGGCGAUUUUGCCGGCGGCGGUGCAGUCUGCUUCCAAGGUAUUCUUCUAGCGUUGAUUUCGCGUUCCCACACUGGGCGCGGCCAAGUCGUGGAGGCGAAUAUGGUUGAUGGCUCUGCAUACCUUGCUACAUUCCCUCGGCUCGCGCAGAAAACUCCCGCUUGGGCGGGUCCACGCGGUGAAAACUUGCUUGAUAGCGGCUGUCCUUACUAUGAUACGUACGAGACUAAGGAUGCGGGAAAAUACUUUGCUGUUGGUGCACUAGAGCCUCAAUUCUACGCCGCGCUACUCCGCGGAUUGGAACUGGAUCCGAAGAGCCUUCCCAGGCGCGAGGACCGUGAGAACUGGCCUGCUCUCCGAGAUAUCUUUACGCGUCGCUUUAAAGAGAAGACCCGUAGUGAGUGGGAGGUUGUAUUUGAUGGCACUGAUGCCUGUGCAACUCCCGUCAUUGAACAGGCGGAGCUUGAGACUACUGGGUAUGAGCAACGUCCGAUCGUUCAUUUGGCGAGCACACCUGCGUCUCCUAUACAGGCGGACCAGGGCGGGUGGACUGGUGGAGGGCUUUUGCCUGGGCAUGGAGGCGAGGAGACUCUUAGAGCUUGGAUGGGGUGGGAGCAGGAUAAGGAUUUUGCUGUUCGAAAGGAUGGAGCUUUGUUGUCGCCUGGCGGGAAGGUGAAGAUUUGA